Messenger RNA from Spirodela intermedia, 2843 nucleotides. Lineage: Eukaryota; Viridiplantae; Streptophyta; Magnoliopsida; Alismatales; Araceae. The record is from the annotation of a GenBank genome assembly.
AUGACGGGAUUCGACCUGAACAUAGUCCAGGAGGAGGACGGCGCAGAAGAGGGCACGGAGGCCUCACUGGCGGCGCCCCACGCGCAGUCCUCUUCUUCUAUUUGUCUCGAGCUCUGGCGCGCGUGCGCGGGGCCGCCCAUAUCGCUGCCGCAAAAGGGGAGCCUCGUGGUGUACCUCCCGCAGGGCCAUUUGGAGCUGGCGGCGGCGGACGGCGGCGGCGACGGAGGUCCCGCCGGAGCGACGUUCCCAUCGGGUGUGCCCCCGCACGUCUUCUGCCGGGUCGUCGACGUUAAUCUCCACGUCCGUCUCCGCCCUUUUCAGCUCAAAUUUCUCCAAGAUUGUAAUUUUUUCGACUGGGUUUUCUCUGCCACUUUAAUUUUUAGUGUUCUGGGUUUUCGUUCCAGGCGGAAGCGUCGACGGAUGAUGUGUACGCGCAGCUCUCUCUCAUGCCCGAAACAGAGGUCGAGUCCUUCCCCACCUUGAUGGAGCGAGAGAGAGAGAGAGAAUGAAUUAAAUGAUAAAUAAAUCGAUUCUAAACAUCUGAGAUGGUUGACUGCGGAGUCUUGUAUUGCUGCUUGUUCUAAGGAAGCACGAUUUUCUCCUUUUUUUAUCGUAUCUGCUUGAUUUUCUUCCCCAUUUUCUCUCCUCUAAAUGCGAAUUCCUUCUGGAGCAGGAAUCUCUGCAGCAGCUGCAAGAAGGCGAGGGCGAGGAGGGCAACCAGGAGGCCGGCGGCGCCGCCAAGCCGCCGGCAGCGACCCACAUGUUCUGCAAGACGCUCACCGCCUCCGACACGAGCACCCACGGCGGCUUCUCCGUCCCCCGCAGAGCCGCUGAGGACUGCUUCCCACCACUGGUACCCAAAUCAGACUCUGUCCACCUCCAUCCCACUGAAAUCACACUAUGGAUUCGGCUUUCUCCUGCCCAAGAAAACUAGGGUCGACCUGGGCGUGUUCUUCCCCAUUGUUUCAGGACUAUAAUCAGCAGAGGCCUUCACAGGAGGUCGUUGCGAUGGAUCUGCAUGGCACAGAGUGGAGAUUCCGGCAUAUAUACAGGGGUACGAAUUAUUUAAAAUCUAUACGACGAAACCUUAAUAAUAUCAUUCCAUAUUGAGUAAAUUUGACACCCCUUCCCUCUUGAAGGUCAACCACGGAGGCACCUGCUCACCACCGGUUGGAGCGCCUUCGUCCACAACAAGAAGCUCGUCUCAGGCGACGCGGUGCUCUUCCUCAGGUGGGCAUACCCUCAAACACUGGAGAAACUUUAGCCGAUUUAAUUUCAUGGCCAUAUGAGUGAUAUGAGUGAGUCUCUUUCUCUGGUUCGCCAGGGGUGAUGAUGGAGAGCUGAGAUUAGGCAUCCGGAGAGCAGCUCAGCUCAAGAGCGGCGCUCCACACUCGGGUCUUGGCAUGCAAACCCCUAACAUCGGGGAUCUCUCCGACGUGGUCAACGCCUUAUCAUCAAGAACUGCGUUCCACAUUCGCUACAAUCCGAGGUCUGUGAGGAUUUCCAGGGUUUACCUGCCAACCCUAGCCCAGACCCUGAUCUUCCGCAAAACCCUUCGCAGGGCGAUCCGAUCGGAGUUCGUUCUACCCUAUUUGGAGUUCUUGAAGAGCCAGGGUAGUUCAUACUCCAUUGGAACCGUAUUCAAGAUGAGGCGAGGCAGCGGAGAUGCUGCAGAGAGGAGGUCCGCCCCCAUCUGACCCAUCUGUACUAAAACUGUUUUUUUUUGUGUACAGUGUUUGAAGUGGCCCCCAAGUCCUUUUCUGACAAGUCUCUUAAAUCUUGUGUUUUUUAUUACACCUUUCAUCAUCAGCUACACCGGGUCGAUCAUCGGCGUCGGCGACCAGGAUCCGGUUAGGUGGCCUGGUUCACAGUGGAGGUGCCUUCUGGUAUGAUCUCCGGUUCAUCCCGCAUCCUCGCGGAGCCCAUUUUCCUUUCUUUUCUUUUUUUUUGCAUUUUGAUAACCUGAAGAUAGUUCUUGACUUGGGAUCCCCGAUCUUUCUUUUUUUUCCCCCCGUUGUUUGAUUAUUUCCUGAAGGUGAGGUGGGACGAUGGCAUGGAGAUUAGCGGAAGGAGCAGGGUAUCACCUUGGGAAAUAGAGCUGUCUGGUCCGGCUCCCGGCUCCGGCUGCUCCUCGGGGCCUCCUCCGAAGAGAAACAAGUUCGCCCUCUUCUCCGCCGUCGGGGGAUUCCCAGCUCCCAGUAGGUCUUCCCCUCUGCCCAGAAGAUCGCUUCAUCAGAUUUAUCUUUCCUUUUAAAGUAGCCUUCCUCGCUCUUCUCUCUGCAACGGGAAGUGGACGCCCAGGCUUCGGGGAUCCGGCCGGAUUCCAAGAAGGGGUCUUGCAAGGUCAAGAAGUCUCGGGUUUCAGCGCCGCCCGUCAUGAUCCUCGCCCGUCGAUCGGUCGACUGUUGGAGACGAGGAGGUGGGUUCCUGAGGUCGUUUCUCUCACGACGCCGGAAUAUGCCGCCGCCGGCGAAGGCUCGGGCUUUGGGGAAGCUGUCGGGUUUCCGAAGGUGUUGCAAGGUCAAGAAAAGUUUCCUUCCAGAGCGCCGCUCGAGGGGGUUCACGGCGGCGUUUGGCCGCCGGUGCAAGGCGUCGGGCUCGGCCCGUUCGGAGGAGCUCAUCUCUCCGGCACAUCGUCGGCGCAGCCGGCGCAAGCUUCCUCGCCGUCCUCCGUGCUGAUGUUUCAGCAAGAGCCGCAUCAGUUUCAGCGCUGUUGGUGGUCCUCCGCCACCGGCCAUGGCGCGGACGGUGACGGCCUGAAGCUGGCUUCCUCGUCGGACCCAACUUCCCACUUUGGUGAGCGGCCUAUCUUUCUGCAUGGUCUUCUUCAGGAAUCCCUGUGA